CUGUCGGGGACGAUCCCUCCGCAGCUGGGCGACAUCUCGCUGCUGAAGCACCUUAGUCUAGAGGGCAACUCCAUCUCGGGCACCAUCCCUGCGGAGAUGAGCAAGCUCUCGCAGCUGAAGUACGUUAGGCUGUACAACAACAUCAUCUCGGGCACCAUCCCUUCGGAUAUGGGCAAGCUCUCGCAGCUGUAUAACCUUUGGCUGAACAACAACGCCAUCUCGGGCACCAUUCCUCCAGAGACGGGCAAGCUCUCACAACUGAAUAUCCUUUCCCUGAACACCAACUCCAUCUCGGGCACCAUCCCUGCGGAGUUGAGCGAGCUCUCGCAGCAUGAUGUCCUUAGCCUACACAGCAACUCCAUCUCGGGCACCAUCCCUUCGGAGACGGGCAAGCUCUCGCAGCUAACGUGCCUGCAGCUGUACAACAAUAACAUCUCUGGAACCGUGCCGUCGGAGCUCAGCGACCUG
This is a messenger RNA of Emiliania huxleyi CCMP1516, 468 nucleotides long. RefSeq lists its product as hypothetical. Gene Ontology annotation, molecular function: protein binding. The annotation marks the transcript as partial. The transcript has a single exon. The record is from RefSeq and is a predicted model, not a curated record. Lineage: Eukaryota; Haptophyta; Isochrysidales; Noelaerhabdaceae.